Molecule: messenger RNA, 2370 nt
Organism: Nannizzia gypsea CBS 118893
Lineage: Eukaryota; Fungi; Ascomycota; Eurotiomycetes; Onygenales; Arthrodermataceae
Product: ran-binding protein 10
Exons: 6
Coding region: 1-2370 (789 amino acids)
Biological process (GO): cytoskeleton organization; cell surface receptor signaling pathway
Cellular component (GO): cytoplasm
Molecular function (GO): protein binding
Source: RefSeq, a predicted model, not a curated record
AUGAGCAGUGUACCAGGCUCCGGUUCUGGAGCUGGUACAGGCGCUGGCACCGGAGCUGGCAGUGGCUCCGGCACUGGCCUUCCAGCUCCAGCUUCCCCUUACCCAUUACCAACCACAGCCAUCCCUACCAUCUAUCGCACGCGCAGGUCCUCCUACGCCUCCGUCCUGUCGCGCCAGCCAGGUCAAGCAGAGCACGAGCACGACGACCACUUUUCUCCGUCUGCGUUCCGCUCAAGUCUAACCGCCUCGUCUAGCACCAACAACAAUAACAGCCACAUCCAAGAUCCCUCCUCCUCGAGAUCCCGCAACCAAGAUCCUUUCUCUCCUUCCGCAAUCCCCACGGAUCCCGCAACUAUGCAGCAGCAGACCAACGGCAGCAGUGCUGGCGCAGGCACAGCCGCAAACAGCUGGCGGAGACCGAAUGUAAACCUCUCCUUCCAGCAAAGCCAGGGCAUGGGCAUGGGCAUGGGACAGCUCCCUUCGUACUCAAAGCAAUUCGAGAAACUGCUCGAGCAAACGGACCUGAACGCUCUGCCUUAUGGUCUUAACCAUUCGAUUUACCAACAAAACCCAGAAGACUCUUUCUUCACCCCUUCAUACCUCCGUUCGUCGAAAUACGUCGCGCAGCUAUACGCAGCUCAUAAGGCAAAACUCUCCUCCCAACGAGAUGCUCAACCGCAAAUCCAGCACACGCCUACCUCCGGCUCAUCUGCCCAGCACCUCUCCUCGGCCUCCGCCCUCCCUCUAUCCGCUUCCUCCAGUCAGCUUAACUUGCAUCGCAUGGCGCCCUCGCACAGAGGAAUGACAUACGAUAUCGUUGAAAGCCAUGGUCCGGGUAGCGACUCCGCUGCACCAUUGGAGGGACAGCAGCUUACGCCACUGCCUUCGCGCUGGAACGAAGGCGACAAGUACAGCGGCCUAGAUUUGUUGGGAGAAGGACUAGAAGUACGGUAUAUUGGCCAUGUGCCUAAACAGGACCAUGAUGCUGCAGCCGUGAGAGCCGAUCAGCCCAUGCCCGUCAAGUGUGGCUUAUAUUACUUUGAAGUCACUAUUCUCGCCAAACCAAAAGACGGUAUGAUUGGCGUGGGCUUCUCAAACAACAAGGCUUCCCUGGAAAGACUUCCAGGCUGGGAGCAGGAAUCAUGGGCGUACCAUGGCGAUGACGGUAAGACGUUUUUCGGUGAUAACCAGAGUCAGGGUAGGAGCUAUGGGCCUACGUUUACCGUCAAUGAUACAAUUGGAUGCGGCAUUGUGUUCUCUACAGGAAGUGCUUUUUUUACAAAGAACGGCUCAUUCCUCGGAAAUGCAUUCCGCGAUCUGAAGCCUGCAAAGUUAUAUCCAUGUGUAGGAAUGAGAAAGCAGCCUGGCGCCCAUGUCAGAGCAAACUUUGGCCAGUUCCCAUUCAUCUUCGACAUAGACAAAAUGAUGGAAGACGAAAAAUAUCAUGUCCAGCGGAGCAUCCAGAUGACAGAGUUAUCUACUUUGCAUCCUACGCUAGAUGAAUCGGAAUUCAUGCAGAAACUUAUUGCCCAGUUCCUCGCGCAUGACGGAUAUGUAGAAACCGCAAAGAUAUUUGCACAGGAAGUACAGGAUGAAAAGCGCGCUUUGCAGAGUUCUGGAGAGGUUUCUUGGAAGGGGCUCGAGGUCGAAGACGAUAUAGAUGCUAUUAACAGACAGAAAAUCCGAACUGCCAUACUAGAAGGAGACAUUGAUAGGGCUCUAAAGCUGACGAAUGUCCACUACGCGAACGUCCUCGGGAGCAACCCACACAUCCAUUUCAGAUUACGGUGCAGAAAGUUCAUUGAGAUGAUGCGCCGCUGUACCGAACCGCAGCCCGCCACGACUAGUUCAUCAAACGGCCUGUCCGACCCUGCCAAAACCACAUCAGGCGCCUUCACACUUGACAUGGAAGUUGACGACCAGAUGCCUGAUGUCGAAACCAAUGAAACAAUCACCGCUAGCGACAUGAUGGAUACCGACACCAGCAACACUAACAACAAUGCGAACAACGAAGCUAUGACUAUGAAAAAGGACCAGGAUCUUUUGCACGAAGCUAUCCUGUACGGCCAGCAGCUACAAGCCGACUACCCUGAUGACGAUAAGAAAGAGCACAAGAAGACCCUAGACGACAUCUUCUCACUAGUAGCCUACGCGGACCCCAAGACUUCUGUCCACGGCCACUUAUUGGAUCCCAGCGGUCGAGUUGCAGUAGCAGAGGAACUGAACUCUGCCAUCUUAGUAUCACUGGGGAAAUCCUCCUCCGCAACACUGGAACGGCUGUACCAGCAGACCGAGGCACUCAUAAGCGAACUCAGCGAAGACGGCGGCGCAGGGGCGUUUAUCAACGUUGUUGACGAUUACUUGAAAUAA